Messenger RNA from Austrofundulus limnaeus, 765 nucleotides. Its product is annotated as gastrula zinc finger protein XlCGF49.1-like. Gene Ontology annotation, cellular component: nucleoplasm. The transcript has a single exon. Gene Ontology annotation, biological process: regulation of transcription by RNA polymerase II. The annotation marks the transcript as partial. NCBI's taxonomy places the organism in Eukaryota, Metazoa, Chordata, Actinopteri, Cyprinodontiformes, Rivulidae. Gene Ontology annotation, molecular function: DNA-binding transcription repressor activity, RNA polymerase II-specific; RNA polymerase II cis-regulatory region sequence-specific DNA binding. The record is from RefSeq and is a predicted model, not a curated record.
GGACAAAGAUUUAGACACAAGUCAUAUUUUAAAACACACAUGAGAAUUCACACAGGACAGAAACCAUUUCCUUGUGACGUGUGUGAACAAAGAUUUAGCCUUAAGUCAUCUUUAAAAACACACAUGAGAGUUCACACAGGAGACAAACCAUUUCCUUGUGAUGUUUGUGGACAAAGAUUUAGACACAAAUCAAAUUUAAACAAACACAUGAGAGUUCACACAGGAGACAAACCAUUUUCUUGUGAAGUGUGUGAACAAAGAUUUAGCCUUAAGUCAUCUUUAAAAACACACAUGAGAGUUCACACAGGAGACAAACCAUUUCCUUGUGAACUUUGUGGACAAAGAUUUAGACACAAAUCAAAUUUAAACAAACACAUGAGAGUUCACACAGGAGACAAACCAUUUUCUUGUGAAGUGUGUGAACAAAGAUUUAGCCUUAAGUCAUCUUUAAAAACACACAUGAGAGUUCACACGGGACAGAAACCAUGUCCUUGUGAUCUUUGUGGACAAAGAUUUAGACAUAAAUCAUAUUUAAACAUACACAUGAGAAUUCACACAGGGGACAAACAAUUUCCUUGUGAUUUUUGUGUGCAGAGAUUUAGACAUAGGUCAAAUUUAAACACUCACAUAAGAGUUCACACAGGAGACAAACCAUUUCCUUGUGAACUUUGUGCACAAAGAUUUAGACAUAAAUCAAAUUUAAGCAAACACAUGAGAGUCCACACAGGAGAAAAACCAUUUCCUUGUGAUGUUUGUGGACAAAGA